CACCACACCCCGAGCACCGGCAUUCAAUCCUACUCCACUUCUCACCAAAGUUGCCAGGGCCCCAAACCCGAAAGCGAGCGAGCUGCGUUCUUCCAAGCUUCUUCACCUCCCCGCUCCUCCCUCCCCUCAACAAAGCCAGGCCAAGGCCAAGAACACCAGCGCUCCCCCCUCCCCCAACCCCCAGAUCCCAACCGCCCCACAGAUUCCUCCCCAAGCCGCGCCGCGCACGCCAGAUCGGAUCGCCCCGCCGCCCAGACCCCGCGGACGAAUCUCCAUUGCAUCUCCCGAUGCUGGCGGCGGCAAUCUAGCCAGCAAGCAGCAAGAUCGAGACGAGGGCUAGGAGGAUGAUGAAGCCGCAGCACGGCGCGGCCGGCGGCGGCGGGCACGGGCGGCGGACGCCGUUCCUGACCUCGUACGCGCUCACGCUCGCCUUCAUCACCUUCGUCUCCCUGCUCUACUUCAAGGACUUCUCCUCCACGCUCCACCAGCCCUUCCUCCACCACCCGCCGCCCCGCCACCGCCCCAGGCCCCAUCCCCAUGUCCCCAUGGGCGGCGGCAAGGUAGGGCCGGUGGUGGCAGAGAAGAAGGCCGCCGCCGCCGCCGCGGAGGAGAAGGAGGUGCUGUCGCUGCCGUUCGCGGUGGGGCGUGCGGCGGCGGGGUGCGACGUGUCCCGCGGCGAGUGGGUGUACGACGAGGCGGCGCGGCCGCUGUACCAGGAGGAGGAGUGCCCCUACAUCCAGCCGCAGCUGACCUGCAAGGCGCACGGCCGCCCCGACACCGCCUACCGCCACUGGCGGUGGCAGCCCCGCGGCUGCUCGCUCCCGAGCUUCAAUGCGACUCUGAUGCUGGAGAUGCUGCGGGGCAAGCGCAUGCUGUUUGUUGGGGAUUCGCUCAACCGCGGGCAGUACGUGUCGUUGGUCUGCCUCCUGCAUCGGGCCAUUCCUGAGAGCUCCAAGUCCAUGGAAACAUUUGACUCGCUCACGGUUUUCAGAGCAAAGGACUACAAUGCCACGAUUGAGUUCUAUUGGGCCCCCUUUCUAGCUGAAUCAAAUUCCGACGAUGCUGUUGUUCACCGUGUCACGGAUAGAAUAGUAAGGGGUACGGCCAUUGAAAAGCACGCCAAGUUUUGGAAAGGAGCUGACGUUGUGGUAUUCAACACCUACCUUUGGUGGAUGACCGGACAAAAGAUGAAAAUUCUGCAAAACUCCUUUGAAGAUCAGAACAAGGACAUCAAAGAAAUGGAAACAGAGGAUGCCUAUGGGAUGGUACUGAAUGCCGUGGCGAAAUGGGUCGAGAACAACAUGGACCCUAAAAGUUCAAGGGCGUUUUUUGUCACUAUGUCACCUACUCAUACUCAGAGCAAAGAUUGGGGCGACAAGUCUGAUGGAAACUGCUACAACCAAACAAAUCCAAUCAAAGAUUUGUCCUACUGGGGACCAGGCACUAGCAAGGGCCUGAUGCGGGUUAUCGGCGAAGUGUUCAGCGCUUCUAAGGUCCCCGUUGGGGUUGUCAACAUCACCCAGCUCUCUGAGUACCGCAAAGACGCCCACACCCAGAUAUACAAGAAGCAGUGGAACCCGCUGACCCCGGAGCAGAUCGCCAACCCUAAGAGCUACGCGGACUGCACCCAUUGGUGCCUCCCGGGACUCCAGGACACCUGGAACGAGCUGCUCUAUGCGAAGCUCUUCUUUCCUUGAGCGAAGGAAGAACUUCAGAUUCGGAGAAUUGACGCGCGUAUCCAGCACUAGCGCUGAUCAUCCCUUUGACUGAAAGAGGACCAGGAGGAACACCUGGCCCAAGUUCCUGGGAGUAUAGUAUAUAUCAUCUGGGAAGGGUCUGAUCUGCCGAAGAAGGGUUAGUGUAGCUAACAUCGUACAGGUUGCAACACUCUGAAGAGUGAAGAAUAUUAUACACGGUGCACAAGCUGAGGUUUUGUGGUCGUCUGUUGAAAAUGCUAAUUGUGGAUACCGUACCACAUUCCUCUUCCUCUGUCGACGCGCCUAAGUGGCAUGAUGUGUAAGCAUGAUUCUUUCAUUGAACAUGAAUGCCAAAUUGCUCAAAGUGAUCACCUA
Molecule: messenger RNA, 2072 nt
Organism: Aegilops tauschii subsp. strangulata
Lineage: Eukaryota; Viridiplantae; Streptophyta; Magnoliopsida; Poales; Poaceae
Product: probable xylan O-acetyltransferase 10
Cellular component (GO): Golgi apparatus
Molecular function (GO): O-acetyltransferase activity
Source: RefSeq, a predicted model, not a curated record